CCGCCAAGGACGAAAGACUCUGCCGUUGAGCGCUGGACACUCGGCCCCUCACUUGGUCUGGAAGCCUCGGAGGGCACGCAAGCAGCUGCGGCGGAGUUCCAGAACCGAGUCUUAGCGAGCCAGGAAGGAAUUACGCUACACAAGGAUUACUGUGAUAACUCGGAUCCUGGAUUAUUUAUGGUGAUCGGAGGACUCGCUCGGCUAUUUAUCGGUAAUUAGUAACUAGUGUUUGUGUGUGGAAACUGUUGCCACUAACACGGCAAUAGUGCCGUUUGAAAGAGAGCGAGCAGAGUGACCAGUGGAUGUUAUAGUGUUUGUGUGGUGAAUAUGGUGUUACCACGAUUGUGAUCGGUAAUGCUUCUCCAAAAGCCCGAUUAAAAGUCUGAUACACAAUAACACCUUAGCACGAACUUUAUUGGAUAUACUAUGUCGUCAAUUAGCAUCCCUAUCCGGCUAGUCCUCAACAGUAUUAGUGAGAGCGAGGCGAGUGGCAGCGCCCUUGUCACGCCGAUCCAGCACCGUCGCCGAGUUUCUCACGGACUCCCCUCCCAGCACCCGCACCGUCGGAGGAAGGUGAGCGCGCCGCCAGAGUUGCUGCAGCAUCUCGGAAGUGCCAUAACGCACGUUGCCGCCGCACACGCCAUUACAGGCGGCGCGAAUCCCGACCACGCGGACAGACCUCAUCCUGAGUUCAUCUUGAGCUUCGCCCCCGGUCAGACACACUUGUCUGAGGGCUUGUAUAGCGGCUCGGACUCCGGAGUACAGUCCGAGUAUUCCUCCUGGGCCGCGCCUGUGUCUGGCGUCAUCGGAAGAGACGUCUCCACGCCCGAGGUGAUCCACAAUUCAACCUCUGAAUCGAUUGACGACCUCGCCGAACGCCGCCAAACGAACGAAAACCAGGAGCAGGAUAUUAAAUAUUAUCAGUCGGACUCUGAUUGCGAGAGUAUCGACGACCUGCAAUCUCCACAGGCUACUCGGAAGUCUGUUGGAGGAAGUGGCAUGAACAACCCCGGGUUCGUGCAUACAGAGCCCACGACUUUGGUGCUCCCCGUGGGCUCUCCUCCCCCUCUGAGUCGCUCUGGGACGGACCCCAGUAUGACUUCCAACACCUCGACCGUCGGGAUGGUGGCCCCGUCAAGGCAGCGAAGAAACAGCAUGGUGUUGCAACUGAACCUGCAGGGCGCCUUGCCAACCACCAUGACCCUCCCAACGGCACCCCCGACUGCCGCAGGGACACGCUCCGUAUCUAUGGUGUCCCUCAACCAGAACCAGCCAGUGACCACCCACCUGUACCCCAACCUCCACUCUGACACGCAGUCCAUCUACAGCGAAGUCAACUACGGUGCAAGUCACGGCUACGCCAACCCGCCCAUAGGCUCCCAGGCCUCAGCGGCGGGCGUGAGCUACAAAGUGCCCGAGCAACACCAGGCACACAGCAGCGGUACUCCAUCGGGUCUCAUAGACGCGGCACCCCAGCCUGAACACCCUGACACCGAAGAGCCCCAACCCACUGAACCAGAGAAAAAGUCCGAAUGGUUCACUCACACGCUGAGCGAAAACUUGAGCGUCAUCUACGCCGUCUUCUUGGUUAUGCUCGGCGUCGUGAUCUACCUGGCCGACACGUUCAGUGGCCAUGACUCCGCCAUGGCAGAAGGUUUCAACGUGUUUCUCAUCGUGGCCCAACUACUUUGGCUGUUCUACGUUCAUGUGGAUGUCCGUCGCUAUGUCAACCAAAUUUCUCGGGCUCUAGAAGAAGCGAAAGCGAAGCAGACGGACAAAAGCGAGCAGGUGCAGCUGGAGCCAACUGGCGACGGCCAAUACCAGCUGCGCAUCAACCUGCCGGAACCAAGGAGAACCAUUCCUCAGCACUAUGGUUUCACGUCCGGAAGACACGGUGGAUCUCUCUACCUGAAGAUCGGGGCUACAGUUUUCUGUUUUGGUUACCUGAUCCACACCGGCCUGAACCUUGGCCAGAAGAUCUUGUACCUCACUGAAGACGAUCCCGCCUUCGACGAUUGCACCUGUACUACUGACGUUGUAAUGUCUGUGCUACAACCUGUAUACGCCUUUUACCAGCUGUUCUUCAUCUUCAAGUACUCCAAUCUGAUCAUCAACCGUCGCAAGGUCCUUUCACGAUUUGGACUCAUGCACUGCAUCGGUGCCUCUCUCUGUUACUGGAUCUACACCAUCCUCCAAGAGACUCUUCAAGCCAUCUUCAUGAAGAAGAGCUACGCCAACAAGGACAACUACAGCACUGACGGAUCCUCUACAGCCGCUCUCUACGGCUCAGGCUACGACGACGACUCUGACGAAGUAGAUGACGAUGACUCGCACCACUUUUCCGGCACCAAACUCUCCGCGUCCUCCUCGGCGUGGUCUAUUAACUACGGCUGCGAGAAGGACACCAACCUCUCUGACAUGAUCAACUACACGACGCCCUACCUCUACCCCUUCAGCAUUGAGUUCAACAUCCUCAUGGUGGGGUUGUGGAUUCUCCUGUGGGAGAACAUCGGCAAGACCGACCGCCACACCCACAUCCCCUCCGUCGAGGUCACAUACGAAGAGGACAACAGCAAGACCUUGACUUCCAACCUCAUUAUCUACGUUGACUGCCACGCUUCCAACCGCGGUCUGUUCGCGGGUCUCCUCAUGACCGUGGCCACAGUCAUCUCCAUCAUCCUCUUCUUCAUCCUGUCGUCGUCAGAAGAGAGCAAGAUGCUCGGCAAGUAUGUGAACGGCAUCAGCGAAGUGAUCCUCUUGUCGUGCAUGCUGAUCACGGCAGCCAUCGCGUACAACUCCAUACGCGUCUUGGACGUGAUGAAGCACGCCAUCAGCUCGGUGGACAACAUCCUGCUGUACGUGUGCCUGCCGUGCAUCUUCCUUUACGCCUUCCUCAGCAUGGUGCCUUCCAUCAACAACAAGGACUUCCUGUUUGUAUCAGUGUCAGUCCUCCAGGUUUCGCAAGUGAUCCUCCAGACAACGCUCAUCUGUGACGGCUUGAGACGUUGCUCCAACUCCCUGGAGAUUCAGCACAAGAAGCCCGGCCGCGAGGUCAUCACCUACCUGGUCGUCACCAACGUGGCCAUGUGGCUGCUGCAGACCUUCGAGAUCAAGAGCGAAGAAGGCAAUUCCAACAUGUAUGACUUCUACGGCAAGGAGCUGUGGACUUUACUUUCACACUUGACGUUGCCACUCGCGCUGUUCUACCGCUUCCACUCGUCCGUGUGUUUGGCUGACAUGUGGAAGGCAUCAUAUGAGGCCGAGGAGUAAGGUGACUCCCUCCCAUCCGGGGUCACGACCCCUUCCUCACCAUGGACUCAUACCAAGCAAUGGAUUCAUCAUGUUCCACGGAUUCAUUCAUC
Messenger RNA from Penaeus indicus, 3362 nucleotides. RefSeq names its product proton channel OtopLc-like. The transcript is spliced from 7 exons. The record is from RefSeq and is a predicted model, not a curated record. Gene Ontology annotation, biological process: proton transmembrane transport. NCBI's taxonomy places the organism in Eukaryota, Metazoa, Arthropoda, Malacostraca, Decapoda, Penaeidae. The coding region runs from base 427 to 3270 and encodes 947 amino acids. Gene Ontology annotation, cellular component: membrane. Gene Ontology annotation, molecular function: proton channel activity.